Messenger RNA from Thunnus maccoyii (southern bluefin tuna), 2081 nucleotides. RefSeq names its product solute carrier family 35 member G2b (gene slc35g2b). The coding region runs from base 406 to 1656 and encodes 416 amino acids. The transcript is spliced from 2 exons. NCBI's taxonomy places the organism in Eukaryota, Metazoa, Chordata, Actinopteri, Scombriformes, Scombridae. Gene Ontology annotation, cellular component: membrane. The record is from RefSeq and is a predicted model, not a curated record.
CAGUGACAGUUGCUUCUCUCCUCGGCUUUGCCCCCCCCUCACCCCCUGCUUCAGCUCUUUUAGAGUCUAUGCUUCAGCUUCAUCACCAUCAUCAUCAUCACCAUCAUCAUCAUCAUCAUCAUCAUCAUCAUCAUCAUUUUCUUCAGCCUAAGCAGCAGCUUCAGCUUCAGCAGAAGCAAGAAGCAGCGUCCAUCGACAGCGUAGAGAACAAAUAAGCAGCACGCAUCUUCCAGAGGCGCUCCGCUCGAAGAAGAAGGAAGAUGGGGAAAUGGCAGUUGCAGCUGACCAAAUGUAAGGAUCAAGAAAGCAAACGAAAUCUUCAUUUAUGACACAAACACGGGUCUAUGCAUCAAUAGGAACUAUUUAAAGAACAAAAGAUAAAACCCCUUUGACGCCUGAGGAAACAUGGAUGUAUCUUCAUCCUCGCUGCAGUACGGAUCAAAAAAGCGGGUUAAGAUCCACCCAAACACAGUGACAGUGAAAUAUGCCACUCACUUCCCCCAGCCUGGCGAUGAAGGGUAUGAUGAUGCACCCUCUUUUGAGGACUUUGGCGCCUUUGCAGAAGCUAAUACGGGAAAGAGACUUGUGUCAGACAGCAAAGGUGGCAGGACUUUCUUUGGAACCAUGGAGACCCCGCCUAAGCAGCCAAGCGUGCAGAAAGACAAGGGGGUUGGGGGCCAGCUGGCCAGCUUUGGUGAGGCGAAUGUGUUGGCCUCCAGGGUGACCUGGAUGGCCUUGUUUGGGGCAGCGGUGGCUCACGGUUGUGUGGCACUGAUCACCCGUCUAGCAGCCGACCGCUCUAAAGUGCCCUCCCUUGAGCUGCUCUUCAUUCGCUCUGUGAUCCAAGUGCUGUCCAUCCUGGUGGUUUUCUACUACCACGAGGCCCCCUUUGGCCCUAAGGGCUACCGGCUACGUCUCUUCUUCUAUGGUGUCUGCAACGUAAUCUCAAUCACCUGCGCCUACACCUCCUUUGCCAUAGUACCACCCAGUAAUGGCACCAUCAUGUGGCGCGCCUCCACCACAGUCUUCAGUGCAAUACUUGCCUUCCUGCUACUGGAUGAGAGGCUGGGCUACACAGAUGUGGUCACAGUGGUGGGAAGCGUGUUUGGUCUGUGCCUGGUCAUGGUGCCAAACGUAGCAGAUGAGGAGAAGUCCAGGCUGGGGUUUUGGAAGGAGGCCUUUGGCUACACAAUGACAGUGAUGGCCGGCUUGACUGCCGCCCUCUCCAUGAUCGUCUACAGAGCCAUCAAGGAGCGUGUCAGCAUGUGGACGGCACUCUUUACCUUCGGCUGGACGGGCACGGUGUGGGGUGCCUCCACCAUGUUUAUCAUGCAGGAGCCCAUCAUUCCUCUAGAUGGGGAGACCUGGGGCUAUUUAAUUGGGAUCUGUAUCUGCUCCACCGUGGCGUUCCUUGGAGUCUACUAUGCUCUAAACAAGUUUCAUCCAGCCUUAGUUAGCACCGUGCAGCACCUAGAGAUCGUGGUUGCCAUGUUCCUCCAGCUCAUUGUUCUGAGGAUGAUCCCGUCCGUCUACGACGUCAUCGGAGGUCUGGUCAUCAUGGUCAGUGUGUUUACCCUGACAGGAGUCAAGCUGUACAGGGUGAGCAGGGCCAUUCGGCAGGAUUACCAAGAAAUCCUAGACUCGCCCAUCAAAUGAGUUUAGAUAUAUCAGUCUAUUUGUUUACAAUGUUGCUUGGUUGUGCAAUUUAAAGAAUGUCUGGAUCUUCAUCUGAUGAUUUUGUAUUGUUGUGUUGUUGGAAGAGUGCCAGUUGUGUAACUAAUGUCUUAAUAUUUGUGUGUGAAAUAAAAGACAAAUGUAAUAUGGUGACCUUCCCCCCCUGAUAGUACUGCUUUAAUGUCAAAUUGUGUCAAACACCAACAAUGUCAGUAAAAAAAAAAAAAAAAACAAUUUAAUUUUUGUGAUAUGUUUUUCUCCGACAUUUGAAACCAUAUUGAAUAUGGUCUUGUGAGUGGCAGUGUAUGGAGAUCAUUUUAAUGAUAUGCACCUUUUAUAAUCAAAACAUCAACAAUGUGUGGUGUAUCUCUCUGUUACACUGCCACACCUGUCACACUGUGUAAAUG